Molecule: messenger RNA, 984 nt
Organism: Insectozyma verbasci
Lineage: Eukaryota; Fungi; Ascomycota; Pichiomycetes; Serinales; Debaryomycetaceae
Source: the annotation of a GenBank genome assembly
AUGUCUGUUAAUCCUUUUUUCAAAUCGGGUGUAAAUAAAGAUAAACUUAAUAAUCAAGCAACUAGUAAAUCAUCACAACAAUAUGAUACAACAUCAAGUAUAUUAUCAGAUUAUGAUGAUUUAGAAAUUAUAGAUGAUGAACAAUCAAGUUAUGUUUUAUUUAAUCCAAAGAAACAAUGUACAUCGAAUACAAACGAUAAAUGUGAUAUUUUAUCAUUAACAAACACUACUUCACAAUUUAAUAAUACUGAAGAUGAGAUAGAGUCUGAUGAGGAAUCAGCACAAGAACAAGAACAAGAACAAGAACAAGAACAAGAACAAGAAAAAGAAGAAGAAGAAGAAGAAGAAGAAGAAGAAGGAGAAGAUGAUACAAAUAUCCAACAAUCUAAAACUGAGACAUUACAUCAAUUAUUAUCUACUAAAAUUAAUAAUUGGCAUCAUUCGAAUAUAGUGAAUAACAACCAAGAUAUCAUUGAUGAAAAUGUAGCAAGCUGGGAAUUAGAUACUGAUGAACAACAAGAAAAAGAAGAAGAGGAAGAAAAAGGUAGUGUAGUUACAUUAAAAGAGUCAAAGAAGAUAUUAUCUGAAUUUUAUGGUGAUGAUUUAUUUAAAUAUUUGAAUCAAGAAGAUAUCAAAAAAGUUAAAGAUUUUCAUAAAUUAAUGAAUAUUAGAGAAUAUUUACUCUCCAAAGAGUCAUAUAAUGAUAGUAACAUUUUAAAACAAAUAUUAUACAAGUUAUUAAUUAAUAAUAAUAUGUUAUAUUCCAAUAAAGAAGAUUUAUUAUUACAUAGACAUUAUAAUAUUGGUACAACUGAUUAUAUCAAUUAUUUAACUAAAGAUUUACCAUUAUAUCAAAAAGAAAAACAAAGAGAGAAUAUUAAUUAUCAUAUUGAUACAUUUUCUGAUACAAAUACUAAUAAUUCUUCAUUGAUAAUGUGUGGUGGUGUUGGUUUUGGAGGUACUACAAAUUGGAAUGAUAUAUGA